This is a messenger RNA of Cuscuta europaea, 1804 nucleotides long. NCBI's taxonomy places the organism in Eukaryota, Viridiplantae, Streptophyta, Magnoliopsida, Solanales, Convolvulaceae. The record is from the annotation of a GenBank genome assembly.
AUGGACUCAGCAUCGCCGCCAUUUUCAUGCCAUGGACAUCCCGAAAAAGAUACUGAAGUGAGCGGUAUGAAUUCCCAGUACAGUAAUGCUUCGCAGAUCAACUCACAACCCACAAUGCCUACAUCUAACCAAUUUGGUCCUUCAAACGUGACUUUUCAUCCUAAUUUUAUGAUGAAUUCUCCAUUUCCUUCUCAUUCUCAUCCACUCUUUGGAUAUGGAUUCCCUUUUCUAGAUUUGCUACACCCUUCUAAUAUUCCUUUAGAGAAUCAUGGUACUAAUGCAACUACAAGUAUAGGAUCAGGAAAAAGUAACAAGGUUCUACCAAAUACAAGUGUCCCUCAAACAAUUGCAAGUAGCAAAAAUUGGAGCAAAGAUGAAGAUGUUGCACUAACAAAUGCAUGGUUAUAUAUAUCGGUUGAUGCUGAUGUACGUAGCAAUAAAAAAAAUCUAAUAUGCGGUAGCGCAUCUUACAAAUUUGGAGGGAGAGUAUGGGAACCUAUGAUGAGUCUUGCACAAUAAAUGCCUUACAAUGUCGUUGGAAUAAAAUCUUAGCUGCAGUGAACAAGUUUCAUGCUUUAUAUGAACGAUUACAAAGGCAUCCAAAGAGUGGGGCAAGUCAAGAAGAUGUGAGGCAAGAAGCAAUGCGCAUGUAUGAGGACAUUAAUGGUGGUCAAUCAUUCAAGUAUGAACAUUCUUGGGAGAUCAUGAAAAUGAAUCCCAAAUGGUGUACAAAAGAGGUUUCUAGAACCAAAGAUAUAUCCAAGCAAAAAGUUGUCAACACAAGCAGUGAUACCCGAGUUCAACCUCCACCGAUGAGUUCUGCUAAUGAAGAACACGAUUUCAUCAAUCUAGAUGGUACGGGUGAUGGUAAAGGAUGUGACAUUGAACGUCCUCAAGGAAGAAAACGUACCAAAGAGAAAAAGAGGAAGUUGAAUGAUGAAAAAGGUGUUGUUGAUUUUUUGAAUAAGUUAUAGACUACUUUAGAAAAACAAAUUAGUGUCGGUGAAAAAGAGCUUAAGAUGAAGAGGGAAAAAGACUUGAAAGACUUUGACUUGCGUGAAAAGAUAAUGAAAAAAGAGAUCGAGCUAAAAGAGAAUGCUCAGAAAUUGAAGGAGAAAAUUCAACAGUUAAAAGAGAAUGAUCAGAAGUUAAAGGAGAAUGCUCAAAGUUAAAGGAGAAAGCUCAAAGGAGACAAGAACAAGGACGAAUUUUGAAUCAAGAUAUCAACAAACUUCCAUUGAGCAUAAGAGAGACAUUUGGGAUAUACCAAUCUCAAGUUUUCAAGGAAAUGGAAAAUGAUGGAGUUUUAGGUAAUUGUAUGUUUGCUCUAAUAUCUUCCUUACUUGUGUUUACUUAUGAUAGUACGAAAAUUAAAACAAUUUAUUUAACAACGAAUCCUAUAUUUAUUUUGUGACGUGGUGCCAGGAGGAGUUAACUCACUUUUGGCGGAAUCAGCUGGGUCCCGUUUAAUAUUAAAUCCCAAUUUUUUUAAUAUGUUAUAACUUUUUUGUUAGUAUUUCAAUUUUUGUAAAAAAUAUAUCAAAAUUCAUAACUUUUUAUAACCUUUCAUAUGAUACCAAUAUUGCAUAUAUACAAAUUUUAAGAAUAUAUAUGAAAUGUUGACUAUCGAAGCUUUUCAGAUCCAGUUUUUUCUUAAACAGAUUGAAGUGUUAAAAUUUAGAUCUCAUGAUUAUUAUUAUUUUCGUAGCUCAAAUUUAUUUAAAAAAAUACUUCAAACUUAACAAAAAAAUAUACUCCAAAUUUAUUUAUUUUUACAUCAGAAUGUUUGACUUUUAAAAUCACG